AUGUGGAUUCCAUUACACAUUGUAAAAAUUCGGAUAAAUAAAAUAGUAAUUUUUUGUUUUUAUUCACUGAUAAUUGUUAAUUCCCUUUGUCUUAAGACCCGCGGCUCACUAAAUGCUCCUUUAUCAUUUUUGACAUCAUUUUCUGAUCAUCGCAACCAUAAAUCUGGAUCACUUGUCAAUUUAUUUUCUAAAAAUGAAGAACAUACACACAAAGAUAAAUAUUUAAUCACUUCUCCCCUUUUUUAUCUUAAUGGAGAACCACAUUUGGGCCAUGUGUACACACUGGUGGCUUCUGAUGUGUUGAAACGGUAUUUGGUUUUAAAGGGCUACGACGUUAAACUGCUGGUUGGCACUGAUGAACACGGUUCAAAGAUAAAAUCUUCCUCCACUAAACUAGGUUGUUCCCCUAAGGAUUACGUUGUAUCCAUGAGGAAUAAGUUUUUGGAUGUCUACGGCUGCUAUGAUAUUAGUCCCGAUAUUUUGGUACACACUUCCGAAGAUGAGCACAAAAAUAGGGUCAAGCGCACAUUUGACAUUUUGUUACAGUCUGACGAUAUUUACAGGGGCUUGCACCAGGGAUACUUCUCUCCCGCUGAGGACUGCUACUACACCAAGUCUAAGCUGGUCAGUGGAAAGUCGCCGCUAGGGUUUGAUGUUGAGUUUGUCGAGGAGCCUGCUUAUUUUUUCAGGCUGAAUAAGUGGAAAGAUCGAAUAAAGAACUUUUUUUCCCGGAACCCGGGUGCGAUACUGCCUGCACACCGGUUAAAUGAGGUAAAUAACAUUUUGGGUUCUGACUUGAACGAUGUUGCAAUCACCCGGUCCAGUUGCGAUUGGGGCGUUGAGGUUGCUCAGGGUGAGACCAUUUAUGUUUGGUUUGACGCUCUACUUGGGUACUUAAGCCACUUAAAACUAGGCGAUAGUGGCUACGUGCCUGACAAUUUGAGGCUUAUUCACGUCUUGGGCAAGGAUAUCUUGAGCUUCCACGCUCUCCUGUGGCCCGCUAUGCUUAUGUCUCUUGGUUUGGAGCUGCCUUGUAGGUUCAUAUCUCAUGGCUGGCUUCUUUCACGCGGCGACAAGAUUUCCAAGUCCCUCAACAACUCAGUUCCCGCCCUCCCUCCCCCCCAAAGCAGUGACGUCUGCAGACUUGCCUUGAUGAACCUUGGCGACUUUAGCAGCGACUUUGAGUUUGAUUCCUCCAUUUUCGAGACUUCCCACAACAUCAUUCGCAACAAGUUUGCAAAUACGUGCCACAGGAUCACUUCGGUCAUUAGCCUGAGCGGGAUUGAAACCAUCAAUUCUCCCUUUUUUGACCUCAGUGAUCUUGCAAAUGACCACUUAACCAGCUCUCUUUUUGACAGAUUUAGCACUUAUCGCACACACUUGGACUACCACGUCAAGUCUUUUCGCUUUGACAAGUAUAUUCAGGUUCUCAUUGACCUGUCUUAUGAAAUCAAUAAGUUUAUUGAGGACAAGCAGUUUUGGCUAAUCGACUCUCACUCAAAAGAGUUUAUCACUACUGCUUGGACUGCCUGUUCUCUUCUGUUUCACCUUGGUCUUUUUCUUAUGCCAAUUGCCCCUAGGCUAUCCUGUGACAUUAUCUCCAGACUACGGCCAAGUUUAUCCGGCAAUAUGGUAUCCAACCCUUCUUUUGACUGUUUGGACAACAUAAUUCAAUUUUCAUACAGUCCCAUACACGUAAAUCAGCUAAUAUGA
Molecule: messenger RNA, 1713 nt
Organism: Theileria orientalis strain Shintoku
Lineage: Eukaryota; Apicomplexa; Aconoidasida; Piroplasmida; Theileriidae
Exons: 1
Coding region: 1-1713 (570 amino acids)
Biological process (GO): methionyl-tRNA aminoacylation
Molecular function (GO): ATP binding; methionine-tRNA ligase activity
Source: RefSeq, a predicted model, not a curated record